CCUGGCAGCCGCAGCACCUGUGUUCUCCUGUGUCAAACGAAGCAACUCCCUUGAUUGCAUGCAGGCAAUCAGGGCUGGAGAAGCAGAUGCCGUCACUUUGGAUGGAGGGGAUGUCUACAUAGCUGGACUGAACAACUAUGGUCUGCAGCCCAUUAUUGCUGAGGACUACGGCCCCAGCUCAGACACAUGUGUCUAUGCUGUUGCUGUGGUAAAGAAGGACAGUGGAUUCAACAUCAAUGAGCUACAGGGGAAGAAAUCCUGCCACACUGGGUUGGGGCAUUCUGUAGGCUGGAACAUACCCAUUGGGACUCUGCUGGCCAUGGGUCUCAUUCAGUGGACAGGCAUUGAAGACAAACCUUUGGAGGAAGCGGUGAGUGAAUUCUUCAGUGCCAGCUGUGCACCAGGAGCAACACGGGGUUCCAAAUUGUGCGAACUAUGCAGCGGAGACUGCUCAAAAUCCCAUGGGGAGCCUUACUAUGGUAAUGCAGGAGCCUACCAGUGUCUGGCGGGCUGCAAUGGAGAUGUUGCUUUUGUCAGUCACCUCACUGUUCCUGAGUCAGAAAAGGCCAACUACGAGCUGCUGUGCAAGGACGGCACCAGAAAACCUAUCGACGAAUACCAGAACUGCCACCUGGCCAGGGUACCAGCACAUGCUGUGGUCAGCCGCAGGGAUAAAGAUCUAGCCGAUUUAAUCUACGCAAGCAUCAGCACUGUCUCGAACUUUAACCUCUUCUCAUCUGAAGCCUACACCCCGGCUAAAAACCUGAUGUUCAGCGACUCAACAGUGAAUCUGACAAGACUGCCCUCAAGUAUAGACUCUCUCCUGUAUUUGGGUGCUGAAUACUUGAGUGUCAUCCGUUCUAUGAGGAGACAAGUAAUGGCUCCAGCAGAUGAAAUUUCUUUUUGUGCUGUGGGUCAUGCUGAGACAGUCAAGUGUGACGUAUGGAGCUUGAACAGCUUUGAAGAGGACGUGCAAAAGAUUGGAUGCCAAGUCGCCACCACAGUGGAAGACUGUAUGAAGAAGAUUCUGUAUAAAGAGGCUGAUGCAGUGGUCAUGGACGCAGGACAUUUGUAUACAGCUGGGAAGUGUGGUCUGAUCCCCGCCAUGGUGGAGCAGUACAAUGAAGACUUGUGCAGCACUUCUGGAAGUGCCUCCUCGUACUAUGCUGUUGCCGUGGUGAAGAAGAGUUCUGGGGUGGCCUGGGAUACCCUAAGGGGGAAGAGGUCUUGUCACACUGGCAUUGGCAGAACCGCUGGCUGGAACAUCCCCAUGGGUCAAAUCUACAAGGACACUAAUGACUGUGACUUCACGAACUUCUUCGUUCAUGGCUGUGCCCCCGGAGCAGAUCCUGGCUCUCCAUUCUGUUCUCAGUGUGUUGGCAGUGGCAAAGGUGUUCAUGAUGAAGCCAAGUGCAAAGCAAAUGCUGAUGAGAAGUACUAUGGUUUCUCCGGGGCCUUUAGAUGUCUCGUAGAAGACGCUGGAGAUGUUGCCUUUGUCAAACACACAACUGUUUCAGAAAUCAUUGAUGGCGCCAGUCCAGAAUGGGCUCGUCACUGGAAGUCCACUGACUUUGAGCUGAUCUGUCCCGGGAAGCCUCACGCUCCAGUCACUGACUAUGUAUCAUGUCACUUAGCCGUGGUGCCUGCACAUGCAGUGGUGACACGUCCAGAGUCCCGUGACAAGGUUGUGAGGAUACUUAAGGAGCAGCAGGUUGGGACUUGA
Molecule: messenger RNA, 1723 nt
Organism: Myripristis murdjan (pinecone soldierfish)
Lineage: Eukaryota; Metazoa; Chordata; Actinopteri; Holocentriformes; Holocentridae
Product: serotransferrin-1-like
Exons: 14
Coding region: 59-1723 (554 amino acids)
Biological process (GO): iron ion transport; antibacterial humoral response
Cellular component (GO): extracellular region; plasma membrane; early endosome
Source: RefSeq, a predicted model, not a curated record